Molecule: messenger RNA, 1677 nt
Organism: Impatiens glandulifera
Lineage: Eukaryota; Viridiplantae; Streptophyta; Magnoliopsida; Ericales; Balsaminaceae
Exons: 4
Coding region: 1-1677 (558 amino acids)
Source: RefSeq, a predicted model, not a curated record
AUGGUAUAUGGAAGCAAUACUGAAAGUGUUAGAAAGCAGUUGUGGAGGGACUUGAAUAGCUGGGUUGAUGACACUAAUUCGUGGGUUAUAUUUGAAGACUUUAAUGUGGUCAAAUUUGGUUAUGAAAGAAGCCCGGAAGUUGAUACUUCACAGGCAAUGAUUGAUUUUAAUGAUUGUAUCAUAAAUAUUGGUGGUAUUGAACCAAACAAUGUUGGCAAUGCAUUUACUUGGUCGUCUAUGCGAGGGAAUGAGGACAUGAGGAAAAAUCAUUGUCCUAUUAUGUUGUCUUGGGAUAAGGAGGAGAGAAUUAAGAGGUCGUUUAAGUUUUUCAAUUUCUGGAUGGAAAGUGAUAAAUUCAAAAUUAUUCUGAAGGAGGUGUGGUCUAAACAAGUGAGUGGAUCAAAAAUGUUUCAAGUAAGUGAGAAACUGAAAAUUCUAAAAAGUUGUCUUCAAAUGUUUGAUAAAAGAAAAUUCAGUAACAUCUCGACUAGAGUUUCUGAAGCUAGAUUGAUUCUUGAGGAUUUACAGAAAAGAAUGCUUGGUGAUGAAGUUUCUCAAAGUCUGUUUCAAGAGGAAAAAGAAGUGAUAACCAAAUUUCGUGCUCUUAGUUCUCUUGAAGAGAACUAUAUAAAACAAAAGUCGAGACAAAAUUGGUUGUCUCUUAGAGAAAGCAACACCUCAUUCCUCUAUAGAAAGUGCUCUACAAGAAACUUGAGAAAUUGGGUUCAUAGAAUCAAGACAAGUGAUGGGGUGAUUGUUCAAGGGAAACAACUAGUUCAUGAUGAAGCCAUCCGGUUUUAUAGAGAUCUUAUUGGAACUAGAAGGGAAAGCACAAGUCAUAUCCACUUUCUUCAUCAGAUUUUGACCAAAAAAGUCACCAUGGAGGAAAGUCGUCGGAUGAUUGAAGUAAUCAGUAAGGAGGAAAUUAAACAUGCUUUGUUCAGUAUGAGUUGGGAUAAGAGUCCAGGACCCGAUGGAUUCAAUGCAAAGUUUUUUAAGGAAAAUUGGGGUGUGAUCGGGCAUGAGGUUAGUGAAGGCGUUCUUGAAUUCUUUCAGAAUAGGAGGAUGCUUAAGCAAUGGAAUGUUAUGGGGCUUUUAAAGAUCUACGGUAGGAAAUACAUCUCUCCUCAGUGUAUCUCAACUCCUAAUUUCAUUGUAAGCGUUAACGAAGUUCAUGAUGGGUAUUUCAAGGGUGAAAACGGAGUAAGACAAGGAGAUCCCCUCUCUUCUUACCUUUUCGUUCUCAUCAUGGGGAUCUUUGAGAACGUUUUUAAAAUGCUCCGAAAGAAUCUUCCGUACAUCCACCAUCCACAAUGCAGGGAGGAAGAUAUUACACACAUUUUCUUUGCGGAUGACCUCUUUAUUAUGGCACAUGCUUUUUCUAGUGUUACAAGUUUGGUUAUUAAUGAAGGAAAAAUUUUAGCAUUCUACGGUGGUGUGAAGGAGGAAAUAAAAGCUAGUAAUUUUUAUAUUGUGGGGAUUCUAGAGGGCAGUUUACCGGUUUGUUAUUUGGGGAUACCAUUAUCGGCUAAGCAGCUACAGAUUUCACAUUGUAGGUCACUUAUCGAGAAAGUCAAGAAUUCAAUGAAUGGUUGGGCAACAAAAAGACUAUCAUACGCGGGUUGGAUUAAGCUAGUUACGAAAGUCAUCAUGGGAAUCAUAGGAUAUUGGGCAUAA